AUGUUCCUUAUAUUUCAUCCAGCAGUCCAGUCCCUGUAUAGUCUACUUAAUUUUCAAGUCGGCGCGAAGAUUGACCAAUCACAGCGCUUGACCUCUUGGCGGGGAAAUUUGCUUUGUUUUAGUUAUUCGCGCGGUAACGUAAUUUCAUUCACUGCUUGUCUCGUAGAAAGAAGAAACUUAGUCAACUUCUUUGCUUUAAAACUCUUUUAUUUGCCCGUGAUAAUGUCUGUGAUGAAGGAUAUCACCAAUCUAAGCUCAAACACGGCGGCAAGCGGCCACGAGAGCUCUCCGGAGAGGGACAUCUUCGUUUCUUUGACCUCUCCGAGCCCGAGAAAGAGAAAAGCAGAACAUGUGCAAGCUAGCAUGCAGAAAUUCCUACAAAAGCCCGAAACACUCGGAAGUACUAGCAAUGAGGACGAAAUCAGCGGUAGUGAAGCAGAUUGUGGAGUAAAUUCAGUGUUUAUGACUCCUGAAACGCCGCAGGAUGGCCCUCCAAAAGUGAGCAAACCAAACCGAAAGAGGCUUCGUCUUGGAGGCCCGCGUAACGAGAGUCAAUCACCCGCUUUAUCUGUGACUCUUAACGGCCUGACCAAGGCUCAACUGGUGGAUAUAUUGGAAACUUUAGUGGCAGAAAGACAUCCAGAUCUUGAACAGGUAAACUAUAAUCUGAAAAUCAUCUUUUUGAACUUGAGUCAGAUCGCAGAACGAAAGAAAGACGCCAUUUUUAAACAAUUAGGACGCAUCUUUUAUUGUUAUGUUGAUUUGAUUUUUAAAUGCUGUUAAAAUUCUUUGUGCUCCGGCUAAUAAACAUUUUUUCUUGUAAGGAAUUACGAAGCCUCAUCCCUGAACCAGAUCUUACAGAAUUAGAAGAAAGAUUGAAGCGCUUGCAAAGAAACAUUUACAAGUCCUUCCCUUACACUCGUUACGGUUCCUCGCGAGAUGCUUUUUGUUAUCGCCGGGUGAACACUCAUCUAACAACUUUCAAGGUGAGUGUUUGAAUUGCAUGAACCAAUGCUAUUGACUACUCUACAACUUCAUUCUUUCAAUUCUUACUUGUGUGACAAAUCUUGUGUCAGUGGGAAAUUGUGGGCAAGCAGCACAUAAAUAACAGAAUCUUUCUCGAAGAUUUUGAUAUUUUCUAGUGCAGUCUUUUAGGGAUUCAACUAGGACAGGACAUAACUAUCAAAUAUUGCUUUCAUCAAGCCCAUAAGUUACCAUUUUUCUUUGUUUUUCCCUCACCACACUAUCAGAACUGCUGAUCACUAACCAACUUACUCAUAGUCCGUGAACUAGCUAGUUUCCAAAAAAAUUCUCUUCAUUAAAAGUAACUGUUGUUUGGAGGUCUGACAUCAAAAUUUGCAAGUCUUCAAACGCUUUGGGAGAAUUCACAUAUUUUUAUUUGUCCCAUGUUGAAAAAAAACUUUGCUUUUUCAACAAAAAGUGUAAAAUUGAACAAAUAUCUUAGAUUAAACGGUUCUGGUAAUACUAUUUCACAGAAGGAAUGUGUCGCCCAAGGCCAGACUUUACUUAACUCACAACUUUGGGAAUCAACUGUGAACUAUGUUCUUCUGGCUUGGGAAUAUGUUGAGGGGAUGCCUGACUGGGACAAUCCUGUACACAACAAAAGCAAAGAACAAUGCUAUAAGGCCCUGGCAGUCCAGUGUAAAAAAGCCAUAAUGAAACUUAAGAGCAGCCUCUCAGAAGAUAAAUGUAAAGAUCUGCAUGAAAGGUAA
Molecule: messenger RNA, 1733 nt
Organism: Pocillopora meandrina
Lineage: Eukaryota; Metazoa; Cnidaria; Anthozoa; Scleractinia; Pocilloporidae
Source: the annotation of a GenBank genome assembly